Molecule: messenger RNA, 1536 nt
Organism: Penicillium waksmanii
Lineage: Eukaryota; Fungi; Ascomycota; Eurotiomycetes; Eurotiales; Aspergillaceae
Exons: 5
Coding region: 1-1536 (511 amino acids)
Biological process (GO): cytoskeleton organization
Cellular component (GO): cytosol
Source: RefSeq, a predicted model, not a curated record
AUGUAUCCUCCUCUGGAUGAUACCAGUAAUUUGAUUGGUGGCAAAGGCACCACCGAACGCCAGGAUGUCUUGGUGGGGAAGAGAUGGGAAGGCAACGACGUGCCAGCGUCGAUUAUUGAAGCGGGCAGACUAUUUUCCACGCAUGUGAAGAUGACACGAGCAAUGCAACAACUUUGGGACGAACGCGAGAACUUCAUGAAGUACGACCGUGGUUGGAACCAUGAGCAACCCUCUCGUGUGCCUGACUAUUCGUGGACCAACAACUUGCCAGAGGAUAUGAACCACCUUGACUUAGAUGGCAGCGAGCAGUCUUCCCAAUCUGAGCCCAAGAUACCUAGGGAGAAGGUCGAUGAUCCAGAUAUCCAGCGGCGACUUGAUGCUGUGGAAGACUUUUAUACCCACACCUUGGCUCACCUUCAGUCCAUUACCAUCGUCUUCUUGAAGAUCAUUCUCACGAAUGUUAGCGCCGUGGUUAACCAGGCGAAUGCAUCCAACUCACAAAGCAUGCUCGAUAACAUUCGAUUACGGGAGAUCACUGGAAAGGCUGUUUCUGGAACCCUGAUUCUCAUGCUAAAAUGGUUCAAGCGGUCUCAUAUCCUCAAAUUCGAGUAUAUGACUCAGCUCUUGCUUGAUUCGAAUUAUCUCCCAUUGAUUCUGAAGAUGUUCGCUCAUCAGGACGUUGACCAGGCGGUUGCGCAGAAAAAUGACCGCGAGGAAUUAUCAUUCUUCCACUUCUGCUCCGAACACACUGACCACCGCAUCGACUCACAAGACGAGAACGGCGGAGACACCGAGAGCGAAGACGACGCAGCUCCACCCCCGAUCUCCCGCCACCGCCCCAAUGUGAACGGCACCAACUCCGCUCGCGGAUUAUCGCCCGAAGAGUCCAUUGCAGAGCAACUCGAGGGACCUACGCGACCAGAGGUUGACGAACUAGGCUAUCCCACCGCACCACCCCCCAAGGAGCCAAUCACCAUCUUCUCCUUCCGCAACUUCUUCUCCGCCAUCAACUACCUGCACAUCAUGCAAAAAAUCACGCGGGACAAAGCGCACCGCUGCCUCCUUCUCGUGCAAUAUAAGUCCAGCACGAUUCUGCGCAAGGGUCUUAAGAUCCCGGACCCCCAUCUGCGCUUCUACACCCUGAAGCUAUUCAAAUCCCAAGUCCCCUACUGCGGCCGUAAAUGGCGCCAGAGCAACAUGCGCGUCAUCACGGCUAUCUAUCUCUACUGCCAGCCAGAACUUCGCGAUGACUGGCUCGCUGGGUCGGACGUGGAUGCUGAGGUCGAAGAAGCGCUGCCGUUGGAGCAGGCGCUUCGCGGACUCACGCAUUGGUGGCAUCUACGGCGGUACAAGGAUGUCAUGGGUGGGCCGGAGGGUGCGUCAAUGAUGGAAGAAGAGCGCGACUUUUUCGUUCGUGAACUUGAGUCUAUGGAUUGGGGUGGUGAGGAGAUGGUUGAGGAAGGUGAUGUUGGUGGUAACCAUGCGAUGAACGGGACUGAAUGGGAUGGUGGUCUUCAGGUGGAGGGUUGGGCGUGA